This is a messenger RNA of Fraxinus pennsylvanica, 1104 nucleotides long. The record is from the annotation of a GenBank genome assembly. Lineage: Eukaryota; Viridiplantae; Streptophyta; Magnoliopsida; Lamiales; Oleaceae.
AUGGGCUGCUCCUUUUCUUUUUCUGCAUUAUGGAUGGCUUUCAGCCUUGUUCUUGCACUGUCUGCCAUGGCACCUCGAACCGAUGCACGUGCAUUUUUCGUGUUUGGCGAUUCACUGGUUGACAGUGGCAACAACAACUACCUAGUUACCAGUGCUCGUGCAGACUCACCCCCUUAUGGCAUCGACUAUCCAACUCACCGUCCAACCGGCCGCUUCUCUAAUGGCCUCAAUAUUCCAGAUAUUAUCAGCGAGCAAAUGGGUAUGGAACCAACAAUGGCAUACCUGAAUCCAUUGCUGAAGGGAAACAAUCUUCUUGUUGGCGCCAACUUCGCUUCUGCUGGAGUUGGGAUCCUCAACGACACUGGAAUCCAGUUUCUGAAUAUCAUUAGAAUUGGGAAACAAUUAGAGUACUUUCAGCAGUACCAGACUCGUGUUAGUAGGCUAAUUGGACCUACAGAAACUCAAAGGCUAGUGAAUGAAGCCCUUGUGCUCAUUACCCUUGGUGGCAAUGACUUUGUCAACAACUACUACUUGGUGCCAUUUUCAGCUAGAUCUCGACAAUUUUCUCUCCCUGAUUAUGUCCGCUACCUGAUCUCUGAGUAUCGCAAGGUUUUAACGAGGCUCUAUGAAUUGGGUGCUAGAAGGGUUCUUGUGACAGGAACGGGACCAAUGGGGUGUGUGCCAGCAGAAUUGGCCCAAAGGAGCAGAACAGGUGAAUGUGCUGUGGAGUUACAGAGGGCUGCUUCAUUGUUCAAUCCACAACUGGUUCAAAUGUUGAACGGUCUAAAUAGUGAAAUUGGAUCUGAUAUCUUUAUUGCUGCUAACACAAUGCAAAUGAACUCCGACUUCAUCACAAAUCCUCAGGCCUACGGAUUUGUUACAUCAAAAAUAGCAUGCUGUGGACAAGGGCCAUACAAUGGGGUUGGACUGUGCACCCCGUUAUCCAACUUGUGCCCAAAUAGAGAUUUGUAUGCAUUCUGGGAUGCCUUCCAUCCAUCUGAGAGAGCCAACAGAAUUGUUGUGCAACAGAUCCUGACUGGCGACGACAAAUACAUGAAUCCCAUGAAUCUCAGUACCAUUUUGGCAUUGGAUUCCAGGAACUAA